This is a messenger RNA of Rotaria sp. Silwood2, 252 nucleotides long. Lineage: Eukaryota; Metazoa; Rotifera; Eurotatoria; Philodinida; Philodinidae. The record is from the annotation of a GenBank genome assembly.
AUGGGUCGUAUUGUAUCUAAUAUAUCUUCAACUGAACUUGAACUAGUUUUAGCCCAAUUUAAUACAACAGAUCAAGUAUCAUUAUUUCUAGACUGUGAUGCUGACAAUCGAGCUUAUGCAACAAAAUGGCUUUCAUAUUCUCGUUUACAGACCGGUGAUUGGUUUGGUAUAUUAUCUUUAAUAAAUGAUCUGUAUAUUGCUUAUAAUCAAUCAUUGCCACCAUCAACUCAUCAUUUAUUAUUUGCAUAUUGA